Messenger RNA from Psammomys obesus (fat sand rat), 2789 nucleotides. It is a transcript of the gene Lrrc4b, whose product is annotated as leucine rich repeat containing 4B. Gene Ontology annotation, cellular component: plasma membrane. The record is from RefSeq and is a predicted model, not a curated record. The transcript has a single exon. Gene Ontology annotation, molecular function: protein binding. The coding region runs from base 16 to 1989 and encodes 657 amino acids. Lineage: Eukaryota; Metazoa; Chordata; Mammalia; Rodentia; Muridae.
UCCCCCAGUGAGGGGAUGCGGCUCAGGCGUACAGCCCCUGCCCAGCGUGGGUCUUGCCCCUACCACCACAUACUGAUCGUUGAGUGUCAUUCUCCUGCCGUGAACUGGAGAGUCCUGCUGCCCCCGGGCUUGUCAGGUGCACUGACGCUCGUGUCCCCGCAGGUGAUCCGCACUGACACAUUCAAGCACCUCCGGCACCUGGAGAUCCUGCAGCUGAGCAAGAACCUGGUGCGCAAGAUCGAGGUGGGGGCGUUCAAUGGGCUGCCCAGCCUCAACACGCUGGAGCUCUUCGACAACCGGCUGACCACAGUGCCCACGCAGGCCUUCGAGUACCUGUCCAAGCUGCGGGAGCUCUGGCUUCGGAACAACCCCAUCGAGAGCAUCCCCUCGUACGCCUUCAACCGCGUGCCCUCGCUGCGCCGCCUGGACCUGGGCGAGCUCAAGCGGCUGGAGUACAUCUCCGAGGCGGCCUUCGAGGGGCUGGUGAACCUGCGCUACCUCAACCUGGGCAUGUGCAACCUGAAGGACAUCCCCAACCUGACGGCGCUCGUGCGCCUGGAGGAGCUGGAGCUGUCGGGGAACCGGCUGGACCUAAUCCGCCCUGGCUCUUUCCAGGGCCUCACCAGCCUGCGCAAGCUGUGGCUCAUGCAUGCCCAAGUGGCCACCAUCGAGCGAAACGCCUUUGACGACCUCAAGUCGCUGGAGGAGCUGAACCUGUCCCACAACAACCUGAUGUCGCUGCCACACGACCUCUUCACGCCCCUGCACCGCCUGGAGCGUGUCCACCUCAACCACAACCCCUGGCACUGCAACUGUGACGUGCUGUGGCUCAGCUGGUGGCUGAAGGAGACGGUGCCCAGCAACACCACGUGCUGCGCGCGCUGCCACGCCCCCGCCGGCCUCAAGGGGCGCUACAUCGGCGAGCUGGACCAGUCCCACUUCACCUGCUACGCCCCGGUCAUCGUGGAGCCGCCCACUGACCUCAACGUCACCGAGGGCAUGGCGGCCGAGCUCAAGUGCCGCACGGGCACGUCCAUGACGUCGGUCAACUGGCUGACGCCGAACGGCACGCUCAUGACGCACGGCUCGUACCGCGUGCGCAUCUCCGUGCUGCACGACGGCACGCUCAACUUCACCAACGUCACCGUGCAGGACACGGGCCAGUACACGUGCAUGGUGACAAACUCGGCCGGCAACACCACUGCCUCGGCCACGCUUAACGUGUCAGCCGUGGACCCCGUGGCCGCAGGAGGGCCCGGGGGCGCGGGCCCCGGGGGCGGGGGCGGUGCCGGGGGCGCGGGCGGCUACACCUACUUCACCACGGUGACCGUGGAGACGCUGGAGACGCAGCCGGGAGAGGAGGCCCAGCAGCCCCGGGGCACCGAGAAGGAGCCCCCGGGGCCCACGACGGACGGCGCGUGGGGCGGCGGCCGGCCGGACGCUGCAGCCCCCGCCUCGGCGUCCACGACGGCGCCGGCCCCGCGCUCCUCGCGGCCCACGGAGAAGGCCUUCACGGUGCCCAUCACGGACGUGACGGAGAACGCGCUGAAGGACCUAGACGACGUCAUGAAGACCACCAAAAUCAUCAUCGGCUGCUUCGUGGCCAUCACCUUCAUGGCCGCCGUGAUGCUGGUGGCCUUCUACAAGCUGCGGAAGCAGCACCAGCUGCACAAGCACCACGGGCCCACGCGCACCGUGGAGAUCAUCAACGUGGAGGACGAGCUGCCCGCCGCCUCCGCCGUGUCGGUGGCCGCGGCCGCGGCGGUGGCCGGAGGCGCGGGCGUGGGUGGGGACAGCCACCUGGCCCUGCCGGCGCUGGAACGAGACCACCUCAACCACCACCACUACGUGGCGGCCGCCUUCAAGGCGCACUACGGCGGCAACCCGGGAGGCGGGUGCGGGGCCAAGGGCCCCGGCCUCAACUCCAUCCACGAACCUCUGCUCUUCAAGAGCGGCUCCAAGGAAAACGUGCAAGAGACACAAAUCUAAGCCCGGGCGCGCGGGGCCGCGGGCCUGCGGCGCUCCCGCCUGCCGCCCGGGGCGCGCCCCAGCCGUCCUGCCCCGGGGCGGGACCGGAGAGCCGCAGAGGCGGCCCCGCCCUCCGCCCGGCCUCGGCCCACCUGCCCUGCCCGCCGCCUCCCGGGGAGAGGAGCCUCUUCGGGGGACUCUCUCCCCUCGUCCCCACAACCCACCUUUUAGGGCUCUUCCUUUUUUCUUUCUUUUUUUGCAGUUUGACGCCCGUCCUCUCCUCUACACCCCUCCACCCUCAAAACACAAGAGACAGACAACUUCACCAGAGCCCGGGGGACAGCGUCCCCGGCAGCGAGCUCCCCUCGCGGCCCUGGCCGGCCUACCCGCCCCACAGACUCUUUUGAUACUGAAGGGAGGUUUGCGUCACUCACUACCUGCUCUGUAAUUACUUUAAAAAAAAAAAAAAAAAAAACAUGGAAAAAGUUUAAAAAAAAUUUUUUUUUUGGUCAUUAAAGUAUUGAAGACAAACAGAGCACAAAGCCACUGUGGGUGGGACCAGAGAGGGUGGACAGCCAUCCAUUCAGGAGGGGAGAGUGGGCACCCCAAAUUUACAGCUCUGGGACUCCUCACCCCGAAGCUGCCAGAGAAACAGGCUCACGCAGCAUACGGCAGCACUGUCAACGUCUUCCCAGCUGCCUUUCCAGGAGUGUGCUUGGGCUCCACCGCUUGUGGGAUAUUGGGGUUCUGAGGGAUAGAAAUCCAAGAUCACAGCGCUUCCGGAGCUGGGCUCCCCCCGAGGGUCCAGCAGCCUUUCCUGG